This is a messenger RNA of Carassius gibelio (silver crucian carp), 1646 nucleotides long. Its product is annotated as homeobox protein SIX6. Gene Ontology annotation, cellular component: nucleus; transcription regulator complex. The record is from RefSeq and is a predicted model, not a curated record. NCBI's taxonomy places the organism in Eukaryota, Metazoa, Chordata, Actinopteri, Cypriniformes, Cyprinidae. The coding region runs from base 347 to 1084 and encodes 245 amino acids. The transcript is spliced from 2 exons. Gene Ontology annotation, biological process: eye development; regulation of transcription by RNA polymerase II. Gene Ontology annotation, molecular function: DNA-binding transcription factor activity, RNA polymerase II-specific; RNA polymerase II cis-regulatory region sequence-specific DNA binding.
CACGCUUGACAGUGAUUGACAGGCGUCGGUGGAAACUAGCCUACGCAACCAAUCUGCCAAAUCCAAUAGAAAAACAGAAGCAGGCAGCACGUCUUUUCCCUCCUCAAAAGACAUCUUCAUUCUUGUGCUGUAAUCUCGCGCCCUCGAACACUCGGUGUCUCCAAACCAGAGGCAGCCUCAGACCGAUAGAGCGACAUCUCCAUUUCUCUGCAUCGUCUACGUUCAUCUGCUGACUCUGGGAUUGCCUUUUUGUCUGGAUUUGACUGGGGGAGACAGAUAAAAGCCACAUAAAGCACGAAACUGUGCAUGAGGUAGAAAGGACUCAGAGGGGGAAACAGAAGCCUUCAUGUUUCAGUUGCCAAUCUUGAAUUUCAGUCCCCAGCAGGUAGCGGGGGUAUGCGAGACUUUGGAAGAGAGCGGAGACAUCGAGCGUCUCGGCCGAUUCCUGUGGUCGCUGCCCGUCGCACCCGCUGCCUGCGAGGUGCUCAACAGAAAUGAGUCUGUGCUAAGGGCUCGGGCUAUUGUAGCCUUUCACACUGGGAACUUCCGUGAGCUUUACCACAUUCUGGAGAACCACAAGUUCACCAAAGAGUCCCAUUCCAAAUUGCAAGCACUUUGGCUGGAGUCACACUACCAGGAGGCGGAGAAGCUCCGAGGUCGCCCGCUGGGGCCAGUGGACAAAUACCGGGUACGGAAGAAGUUCCCUCUGCCUAAAACAAUUUGGGACGGUGAACAAAAGACGCACUGCUUUAAAGAAAGGACCCGGCAUUUACUUCGAGAAUGGUACCUCCAGGAUCCUUAUCCGAACCCAAGUAAAAAGAGAGAGCUUGCACAAGCUACAGGACUCACUCCCACUCAAGUGGGGAAUUGGUUUAAAAAUCGAAGACAAAGGGACAGAGCUGCGGCCGCUAAAAACAGGUUACAACAGCAGGUGUUGUCUAACGGCUCGGUUCGGUCCCUAACUGGAGAGGAUGGUGCUGUAGACCGACUGGGCAACGCUUCGAGCCCCGAAGCGAGCCUGUCGAGCAAAGCCGCUGCAUCGGCCAUCUCCAUCACUUCAAGUGACAGCGAAUGUGACAUCUAACAUCGCACCGAACCGGCCCGCGGGGCUAUACGGGAAGACUAUGAGAAAAUUAACACAUACGAAGGAAAUCGAGACAGACAAUCAGCAAGAUAAACAAGCACAUUGGUGCCUGCCUUAACGUAUCAGAGGCCGUGUUUUUAUUUUGUUUUAUUUUUUAUUUGGAGGCUGUUACAUCAGCCCGGAAUCGUGGGAUUCAUGGAAUGCUUUAUAUUUUAAAAUGUAGGCUAUUUAUCUUUUUGUGAGAGCAAAGUGGGGCAACCGAGAAAAAAAAAUACUAUCUGUAUUAACAACUUUUGUAAACAGAUUGCCUCAAGCAAAUGGGUGCCCAAAUGAUAUUCACACUUUUUGUUAAUUUUGAAAAGGACUUCAUGGUGAAACAUUUUACCUCCCAGGUUUUCUAAGGUGUUUACGCAUUAAAUUGUUGCUCUUAUAGAAUCAGAUUUUUAUUUGCUUGGUCAUUUCAGUCUGGUAAGUUUCGGUGUUAAACGAUCUACUUUUAGAGCAUGUGCGCCGAUAGUGAAUUAAAGACUUAACGCUAAUAAAAUUUUGAUGCUCAAAGUAA